This is a messenger RNA of Protobothrops mucrosquamatus (brown spotted pit viper), 1542 nucleotides long. RefSeq names its product folylpolyglutamate synthase (gene FPGS). NCBI's taxonomy places the organism in Eukaryota, Metazoa, Chordata, Lepidosauria, Squamata, Viperidae. The record is from RefSeq and is a predicted model, not a curated record. Gene Ontology annotation, biological process: tetrahydrofolylpolyglutamate biosynthetic process. Bases 1 to 1542 code for a protein of 513 amino acids. The transcript has 12 exons. Gene Ontology annotation, molecular function: tetrahydrofolylpolyglutamate synthase activity; ATP binding. Gene Ontology annotation, cellular component: cytoplasm; cytosol; mitochondrion.
AUGUCCACCUGCUUGCAAUUCCAGGAUGCCAUCCGCACGCUGAACACCCUCCAGACCAACGCCAGCUACCUGGAGCAGGUGAAGAAAGAAAGGGGAGACCCCCAGCUGCAGUUGCAAGCCAUGGCUGGGUUCCUGGAACGUACCGGUCUGAAGGUCGAAGACCUGAAUCAACUCAACGUCAUUCAUGUGACUGGGACAAAGGGCAAGGGUUCUGCCUGCGCCUUCACGGAGCGGAUUCUGCGCAACUACAAUUUAAAGACCGGUUUUUACAGGGCCCCAAACCUCUUGGGCCACGAGACCAUGAGCGGUUUUGUAUCUUCUUCCCAGGUUGACUUGGCGGUUAUAGAAGUUGGCAUUGGGGGCGCCUACGAUUGCACAAAUAUUGUCAGGAAGCCAAUAGUAUGUGGGGUCUCCUCCUUGGGCAUUGACCACACCAGCAUCUUGGGAGACACCAUCGAGAAGAUCGCCUGGCAGAAAGGAGGCAUCUUCAAGCCCGGUGUGCCAGCAUUCACGGUGCCGCAGCCGGAAAGAUCCUUAGAAGUCCUGAAACAGAGAGCUGAAGAGUGCCAGUGCCCGCUUUUCCUCUGCCCUGACCUGGAAGCCUUUGAAGACGACGACAAGCUCCUCAAACUAGGUUUGGCUGGUGAUCAUCAGCGCUCGAAUGCUGCUUUAGCCCUCCAGCUGUCCCGCACGUGGCUGGGCCGUUGUGGGUAUCUGGAUGCUGGUGAGCUGAAGGACUCGUGGCUGACCUCUGAAGCUCCAUCCAAGAAGGUGCCCUGCUUGGCCCCGGCUUUUAAGCCAGACCAGCCCAUGGUGCAAGGCCUGCAAACAGCCGUGUGGCUCGGACGUAACCAGGUGCUGCACCACGGCCCAGUGACGUGGUACAUUGAUGGGGCCCACACCACCAGCAGCGUGCAGGCCUGCGUCCGGUGGUUUCGCCAGGCGGCCUUGAAUGAAGACAAACCUACAGACGGUUCCGAAGUCCGAGUGUUGCUGUUCAACGUGACCGGAGACCGGGAUACGGCUGCUUUGCUGAAACUGUUGCUGCCCUGCCAUUUUGAUUACGCCGUUUUCUGCCCCAACUACACCGAGGUGUCGACGGUGGGGAGCGCAGACCAGCAGAACUUCAACGUCACCUUGGAGAACGUCCUGACCCGCUGCCUGCAGAAUCAGAACCACUGGAAUCGUCUGAUGGAGGCCAAGUUGACGCAGGACCCGUGGUUCCCCGUCUUGCCCGAGGUGGGGGGCUGGCUGAAGCAGCCCCCGCUUCACAGCCCGCCUCUCUUCGCCGCCUCCUCGGCUCGUCCGCUCAAUUCCAACUCCUUAGUCUUCCCUUGCAUCUCGCACGCCUUGCAGUGGGUCACGCAAGGCAGGGACCCACACUUGCCGGCGCUGGCGCCCCAGGGACUCCACCCGCACCCCGUGGCCAGCAGCGGGGCCGUUCUGCUCAAGGAAGCCGUGGCCAUCCGCGUCCUCGUGACGGGCAGCCUGCAUUUGGUGGGGGGCGUCUUGAAGCUGCUGGACCCCAGCCUUUCUCAGUAG